Molecule: messenger RNA, 1475 nt
Organism: Coniophora puteana RWD-64-598 SS2
Lineage: Eukaryota; Fungi; Basidiomycota; Agaricomycetes; Boletales; Coniophoraceae
Product: argininosuccinate lyase
Exons: 8
Coding region: 16-1407 (463 amino acids)
Cellular component (GO): cytosol
Molecular function (GO): argininosuccinate lyase activity
Source: RefSeq, a predicted model, not a curated record
GUGAACUUCGCAUAUAUGGCUUCUCUACCUACUCGCCAAAAGCUAUGGGGAGGUAGAUUCACCGGGAACACCGAUCCUUUGAUGCAUGAAUUCAAUCAAUCUUUGAGCUAUGAUCGACGCAUGUAUGAUGCAGACAUUCGCGGUUCCAAGGCCUACGCAAAGGCGCUGACUCGCGUUGGCAUCCUCACACAUCAAGAAGAAAGUUCCAUUAUUGAGGGGCUGGAGAAAGUUAGGAAGGAAUGGGCCUCAGAGGAAGGAUUCAAAAUUCAGCCUGAUGAUGAGGAUAUUCACACCGCAAACGAACGUCGUCUGAGCGAGCUCAUCGGCCCAACUGGGGGUAAACUUCACACUGGUCGUUCUCGCAACGAUCAGGUAGCUACCGAUAUGCGACUUUGGCUUCUGGACGAAGUAUCCGCAAUUGAAGACAGUCUGCGAGGUUUGAUACGAGUGAUGGUAGAGCGUGCAGAUAAGGAGAAGAAUUUUCUCCUGCCGGGCUAUACCCAUCUGCAACGCGGGCAACCAAUCCGAUGGGCGCAUCUCUUGCUCUCCCAUGCCUUUUCUUUCCGCUAUGACCUUGAGCGCCUGCAACAGCUUAUUCCCAGAAUCUCAGUGUUGCCUCUGGGAAGCGGGGCGUUGGCCGGGAACCCUUUCGUGGUUGAUCGCGAGUUCCUGGCCAAAGAACUAGGUUUCCUGUCCGUUGCUGAGAACAGCAUGUGGGGAGUCGGCGAUCGAGACUUUGUCGUCGAGUUCAUGAUGUGGGCGAGCUUAACUAUGACACACAUGAGCCGAUUGUCCGAGGACUUGAUUAUCUACUCAACCGCUGAGUUUGGCUUUGUGACUUUGAGUGAUGCCUACAGCACUGGCUCCAGUAUUAUGCCACAAAAGAAGAAUCCCGACUCGCUAGAACUCCUCCGUGGUAAAUCAGGGCGAAUUUUUGGCAAUAUGGCCGGCUUCGUAAUGACUCUUAAAGGCUUACCCUCGACUUACAACAAAGAUUUGCAGGAGGAUAAGGAACCUUUGUUUGACACUGUCGACAACAUUUCCAAGUCGCUGCAGAUUGCUGAGGGCGUGAUAGCCACAAUGAAGGUGCAUAGCGAUAAAAUGCGACAGGCCCUCACUAUGGAUGUCCUCGCAACUGAUCUCGCUGAAUAUCUCGUCAGGAAAGGGGUUCCAUUCCGCGAAACCCAUCACAUUUCAGGCCGCGCGGUGGCCUUGGCAGAGUCCCAAAAAUGCCAGCUCAAUGAGCUAACUGCUGAGGACUUCAAGAAAUUGCAUGAUCGGUUCUCGGAAGAUGUCGUACAAGUGUUCGACUUUGAAAGGAGUGUGGAAAGGAGGUCUGCAAUAGGUGGUCCGAGCAUGAAAACGGUGGAAAGGCAAAUCGCUGUUUUGAGAGAGAUUGUGCAGUGAUGAUGAAGUGCGGAGUAUAUAUGCCGGCCUGGUUAACCGAUACACACAAUGAACACAAUGAAACAGCA